AUGAGUGGAGGAGGAAGAAGUCGGUCAAGGUCGCGAAGUCCCCGUGCACAUCAGCACCAGCCUGGACCCCUUCCAGAACAAAAUUUAGAGGCAGAAGGCGAUCGGCGACAAGCUGCCGAAGAACGAAGAGCACGGAUUGCUGCAAGAGCUAGAGCACGAAGACAGCAGGAAAGCGAUGAGCAGCGAAGAGCUCGCUUGGAUAGUGUUGCUGGAAGGGUCAGAGCACGAAGACAGCAGGAAAGAGAUGAGGAGCGAGAAGAUCGUCGGCUCAGAGAUCUGCUGAGAGCUAGAGCACGAGAGGACGCGAAAGCGAGGAGGAACGAGCUGAUCGUCGCCUUAGAGAUACCUCAGAGAGCUACAGCACGGAGAGGACGCGAAAGCGAGGAGGAGCGAGCUGAUCGUCGCCUUAGAGAUACUCAGAGAGCUACAGCACGGAGAGGACACGAAAGCGAGGAGGAGCGAGCAGAUCGCCGGCGAGUGGAUAGUCAAAGAGCUAGAGCACGGAGAGACCAGGAAAGCGAUGAGCAGCGAAGAGCUCGCUUGGAAAGUGUUGCUGGAAGAGCCAGAGCACGACGAAUGCAGAGAAGUCAGGAGCAGCAUGAACGACGUAUUGCCGCUACUUCACGAAGAGAACAGCUACUAGGAGCAAGCUCGUCAGAAGAUGAAGUGGAGGAGAGGCGACGAAUCGAAUCACAGAGGCAUCGUAAACGAGCAGGAAGGAUCGGCUCUGGAACAAGAAGAGUAGCACGUUCAGAUUUUGAACCCGAAGAGCAUUACGAUGGACCAAUGAAUGUGGGCUGUGGAAGUUGUGGUGCCAGACACUUCAGUUCGGAGUUAAGACCAGGCAGUGCCACUUUCAACGAUUGUUGCAAUCAUGGAUGCAUAAGCUUAGAGCACUUCACCAACUUCCCUCUGCAGCUUCGCCAACUGCUCACGGGUCAAAACGCUGAAGCGAAGGAGUUUAGAGAGCACAUCCGAAAUUAUAAUAGUGCUUUCGCCUUCGCUUCCAUCGGAGCUCAGCUAGAUACUCCAAGACAUGGGCCUUACUGUUUCCGAAUUCACGGCCAAAUCUAUCACAAAAUCGGACCAGCACGCCCGGAGGAAGGUCAGCCGCCGCGAUAUGGCCAGGUUUACAUUCUUGACACUUCAAUGGCGGCAGAGGAAAGGGCAGGCAAUCCUGCAAACAUACAAUGCAAUCGUGAUCUGAUCCGCUCUCUGAGUGUACUUCUGCACGGGAUCAAUCGUUUUGCACGGGCUUAUAAGAUGUUGAACGAAGUUGCUUUAGAAGAAGAAGCUCGAGCUGCCAGGGAAAGGCGAUCAGCAAUGCCAGUCAAAAUGGUAUUCAGGAGCUCUAAUUUGGAUCCACGCCGCUAUAAUGAGCCUACAGCUAAUGAGGUGGCGGUGGUGUACGUUGGAGAGGAAGGCGAUGUGCCAACUGAGCACAACCUUGCGGUGCAUCUACGAUCAGGAGGUCUACGGAACAUCCGAGUUAUCGAUGCCGAAUGUGAUCCACUUUCAUAUCCUAUUUUAUUCCCUCGCGGAGAGCCUGGCUGGCACCCCAAUAUGCAAAAAACCCCUUCAAGAAGAAGUCGAACGAGAAUUAGCCAGAAAGAGUACUACUCCCACAUGGUGGCUGUUAGAGAUGGAUUCAAUCCUCUACACUUCGCAGGGAAGCUGUUCCAACAGUUUUUGGUAGACUGUUACGUGCGAAUAGAACAAAACCGCUUAAACUACGAUCGCACUCAUCAGACAGAAUUGCGUGUGGAUACUUACCGCGGACUCACCGACUACGUGGCAGGGGAUAUGGAUAUAGAGGGCCCACCUGGAGCAAGGAGGAUUAUCCUGCCAUCGUCGUUCCCCGGCUCUCCACGAGCGAUGAUGCAAAGUUAUCAAGAUGCCAUGGCAAUUGUCUCAAAGUUCGGAAAACCAGAUCUGUUUGUGACUUUCACCUCGAAUCCCGCAUGGAAGGAAAUCACUGAGCAGCUGAGCGUGGGGCAAACAGCUUCCGAUCGCCCCGAUAUUGUGGCUCGUGUUUUCCAUAUAAAACUACAGGAGCUUUUCACAGACCUCCUCAAGCGACAUAUUUUCGGUAAGGUGAUUGCUUAUAUUAGCGUGAUGGAGUGGCAAAAACGAGGUCUUCCUCACUGCCACAUUCUUCUGACGAUGGCCGGAGAAGAUAAACUAAGAACUGCGGCUGAAGUGGACUCUGUCGUACAGGCGGUCAUACCUGACCCGCUGACAGAAUCUCGACUCCAUCGGAUUGUGACUACGUGCAUGAUGCACAGACCCUGUGGUAUUGAGCGCCCAAAUGCUCCAUGUAUGGUGGACGGAAAGUGCUCGAAGAAGUUCCCGAAGCAGUUCAGAAACACAACUAACGUGGAAGUGGAUGGAUACCCGGAAUACCGGCGCCCUAAUGACGGAAGAACAGUCGAAUCCGGCGGAUCAAUUCUCGAUAACAGAUCUGUGGUGCCGUACAAUCGGUAUCUUGCACUCAAAUACAACGCCCAUCUUAACGUGGAGAUUUGCGGAAUGAUCCAUGCAGUCAAGUAUAUGUACAAGUAUGUCUACAAGGGCCCAGAUAGGGCCGCUCUGCACAUGACGAGGACGGAAGACAACAGAGCCGGAAGAGCAGUUGAUGAGAUCGACGCCUUUGUGAAUGCCAGAUAUAUUGGAGGUCAUCUGCCUGGGCACGAAAUUGUAAUGUUCCAGAGGGGUCAAGAGGAAGAAGCUCUGCGUCAAGCCGCAGAACGAGAUAGCACCCUCACGGCUUUUUUCAAGUUGAAUGCGGAGCACGAGGCCAUGUACGGAGCAGGAAACGCUCCGCAAGGAAUGGUUGACGCUAGGACAUUGUUUUAUGUUCAG
Messenger RNA from Ostertagia ostertagi, 2862 nucleotides. The record is from the annotation of a GenBank genome assembly. Lineage: Eukaryota; Metazoa; Nematoda; Chromadorea; Rhabditida; Trichostrongylidae.